UCAGACAAUAACUCCCACCUCGCCAUCGCCAAAGUCAUCUCUCUGUCCCCUCCUGUAGUAGUCGGCCUAGCCAAGUGGGUCUUUGUCCUUGAGAACUCUACACUCCCGGGUUUAUUCCCCUCCGACAUGGACCUCCCUCGGGAAGUAAUGGACCACAUGACCGACCCCGACCUUGGUAUGGCGUUCUUUAGUGACCAGCAUGCCCGGCAUCAGAAGUACAUGGGCAGCAAAGCCCACUGGUAUCUGGCUCUCAUUGCUACCCGCCCUGAGUACAAAGGCUCUGGCGUUGGUCGGUUGUUGAUGGAGUGGGGGGUUAUGAUGGUUGAUGAGGGUAGCCAUGAGGCGUAUCUUGAGGCCUCGCCUGCGGGGAAACCGUUGUUUGAGAAGUACGGCUUCCAUGUGGAAAAGGUAGCGGAAUACUUGGAAGGGAGGUAUGUCGAAUGCUCCAUGAUCCGGGAUGCCAUGAAGACUGAGUAA
Molecule: messenger RNA, 477 nt
Organism: Podospora anserina S mat+
Lineage: Eukaryota; Fungi; Ascomycota; Sordariomycetes; Sordariales; Podosporaceae
Exons: 1
Molecular function (GO): acyltransferase activity, transferring groups other than amino-acyl groups
Source: RefSeq, a predicted model, not a curated record